UAGUGUCAAUCACAUAUGUCAGAUGAUUAGCUAUUGUUUUGGUAUAUUUAAUGCACUUAAUUUAUUCCGUGAUGACAUACUGAUUCAAUUACCUUUUUAAUUAUUUAUAAAUAUAAUUUUAAAAUGAUUUGUGCUAAUGUUAAUCAUCGACAUCUUGAAAUCAUCUAGACACAUAUCUAAAUAGUUUUAUUAUUCUUGUUUUUUCUUUUCUUAUCUUUGUUAAAUUAUUAUUGUCAUUGAUAUUUUAAUGAAUAAUAAUAUAUACAUAUUUUUUUUAUCAUCAUCAUGCUGACUUAUCAAAGUGUCAGUCAGUAUUCUCUUAUUUAAAAAGUGGAAUAACAUCAACAGUAUGCAAGAUUUUUACUGAGGACAUUGACAAUAAUCUCAUCGUCAUUUUGAAGUUGUAAAAAAUUUAUCUGGCAGAAAUAAAAAACAACAAGAAAAAUAUAAUAAUCAACAUAAUGGAGCUUGAUACUCCUGAAUUUACUUCAAAGGAUGAUGAGAUCCAAUAUUGGAUGGAAGUUGCCCAACAAAUGUAUCAAAGAAAAGAAGAGGUUGAACAUGAGCUGGAAGAGUUCCAAGAAAAUUCACAAAUGCUGGAAAAAGAAUUGGAAACAUCAUUAGAACAAUCAGAAAAAACAAAUCGUGAAUUACGUCAACGUAAUUCAAGACUUUCCACUGAAAUGGAACAAUUAAGAUCAAGAUUAAAUCAACAAACAUCUGAUUGUUCUGUAUUUCAAUCAAGAGCAACUGAAUUAGAAUCUCAACAUGAUCAACUUGUCAAGUAUAUACGUGAAUUAGAACAAAAAAAUGAUGAUCUUGAACGUGCACAAAGGAUAAAUACAGCAACUGAAGAGGCUAUUGAAGCAAAAUUUAAUUCAGCAAUUGAAAAAAAUGCAUUAUUAGAAUCAGAACUUGAUGAAAAAGAAAGUCUCAAAGUUAUUGUACAAAGAUUAAUGGAUGAAAACAGAGAUCUUAAACAAGAAAUAAAUAUAUUAAAACGAUAUGUACCAGAUAAUGACAAAUCAGCAGAUAAAGUACGAAGUCUUGUUGAUAGUAAUAAAUUACAAGUUGAAUUGGAAACAAAUGUUAAUUCAAUAAUAACACCAAUGACUAAUCAAAAUAUAACAAAUGGUCAACAACAACAACAAGUUAAAAUUGGUAAUGGAGUCGUUGGAGGUGUCAACAACAACAAUAACAACAACAACAACAUCAACAAUAAUAAUAAUAACAACAUGAAUAUGCCAAUGGCACCAUCAACAAGGAUACUUGCAAUGAACAUGAUUGGUGAUCUCAUGAGAAAAGUUGGGGCCCUGGAAAAUAAACUCAACACUUGUCGAAAUGCAUCUCGUGAGGAUCAAUCAAUGAGAGACUUGUACAGGACUAGACGUCAGGUGCGUGUUCUCACCACUGGAAACAACAGCAUUAGAUUGUAAAUUAUUACAACAGCUUACAGCUCCAUACAAGUCUUGCAAUAAUUAUUAAAUAUUAAUAUUAAAUUUAAAAAAUUAAUUAACAACAAUAACAUCUACUUAGAUAAAAAAUUAAUUAAAUAUAUUCUCUUCAAGAAAUAUUUUAGUAUAAUGAAAAUUGUAAAUAUCAUUUGUGUAUUUAUUUUAUUAUUAAAUUUUCAAUUGACAUAAUUAAUUAUGAUUAUACACAAUAAUCAUAAAGAAACUUUAUAAACUUUUGAUGUUCAAAACAACAAUCUAUUUGUUUGAAAAAAAAACCAGUCUAAUAUUUUUUUGUUUAUUGUUUAAUUGAUUUUUUUUUAGAGAAAAAAAAAAACGUUUAAUACGUCGCAAGCAGGCUAUUCAUGAUAACAAAAACCGGAUCAAAAAUGGAAAUAAUAAUUUAUAAAUAAUACUAAUAAUAAUAAUUAUAAUUUUAUCUGUAUUUAACAAUAAUAGUUUUGGAAAUUAAUUAUUUUAAAAAAAAUUUUAAGCAGCUAAUUUUGUUAAUUUAAAUUUCGAAAUUAAUUAUAAAAAAAAAAAAAAGGACUAUAUAAGUAUAUAAUAAUUAUAAAUAAAUAAUAAAAAAUGUAAUAAUAUUUAAUGACAGAAAUAAAAUUGUUUAUUUAAAAAGAAAAAAAAA
Messenger RNA from Aphidius gifuensis, 2094 nucleotides. It is a transcript of the gene nudE, whose product is annotated as nuclear distribution protein nudE-like 1-A. Gene Ontology annotation, biological process: establishment of mitotic spindle orientation; microtubule nucleation; cell migration. The transcript has 7 exons. The record is from RefSeq and is a predicted model, not a curated record. The coding region runs from base 462 to 1436 and encodes 324 amino acids. Gene Ontology annotation, molecular function: microtubule binding. Gene Ontology annotation, cellular component: centrosome; kinetochore; kinesin complex. Lineage: Eukaryota; Metazoa; Arthropoda; Insecta; Hymenoptera; Braconidae.